This is a messenger RNA of Ictalurus furcatus (blue catfish), 6333 nucleotides long. Its product is annotated as sterile alpha motif domain-containing protein 9-like. Gene Ontology annotation, molecular function: protein binding. Bases 1025 to 5671 code for a protein of 1548 amino acids. NCBI's taxonomy places the organism in Eukaryota, Metazoa, Chordata, Actinopteri, Siluriformes, Ictaluridae. The transcript has 3 exons. Gene Ontology annotation, cellular component: cytoplasm. The record is from RefSeq and is a predicted model, not a curated record.
UUUGACCUUUGUUGGAACGGAUAACGAUCAGAUAUAGUUUACUCUAAACAGCUUAACUAAAGUGGACAACGGAGCUCUCUUGUGGCCAAAUCACACAAUUGCAUUUCUAAAAAAAAAUAAUAAUAACAAAAUAAAAAAGUAUUGUGCCUUAUGAGAACGGUCGCAUAUUUAGCCUAGAAAAUCACAGUUAUGUGACUGAACACACAUCUCUUCAAGAAGUCUACAAUAUUCGAAAUGAAAACUCUCACAAAUUUAAAAUUAUUAAUGAAAUAAAUAACAGUAGGUGUUUGUGUUAAUAAAGACUUGCUCGCGACCAACACAUUACUAAUAACCCGGUGUUUUCGUCAUGUCUCGGUCCUCACGUCAGUUUCAACUUUCGUUUUUUUCAUUCUCUCAACUAUUCUUUAGAAAUCGAAACAUAAUUCACUGCUUCCUGCACAAACGCGUCAUGAAUUGUCUCUACAUAGGCACUGCCACAGCUCCAGCUAAAUACCUUAACCAUAUCAGCAAUGCUUUUAGUCAGCUUCAGCUGCUUCUGCGUUACCGUCAGCAGAGAAAGAAGUGCAGAUUUUUAAUAUAGAUGAGUUUUUUUUGUUGUUGUUUUUUAAUCGGGCUCUUCACAUCAGUAAGUGUAAAGAAUGUUUUUCCCCCUACUAUACUCUCUGAAAUGCUUUCAUUUGCUAUUAUAAGUCUGACAAUGAAACUAAAAGAAUAGUUAUACCUUUUGUUCCAACCCAAACUAGACAUCAAAAUGUUUGAAAGAUCUUUAAUAUCAUUGUUCUGCUUGUUUAUCGUUGUUUAUUUCGGGGGUUUUUUUCUGUUCCUCAACAGAAUGUGGACUAUAAAAAAUAUCAAAUGCUAAAGGGAUACUCUAAAUUCUCUGAAUUCUCUUGUUCUUGCUGUUGUAUUUUUGUUCCUGCCCUUAGUAAAUAUGAGGAAACUGUAUAUAUGGAAACAAGAUCAUGAUGAGGACAAUUAGAUCUUUCUCUUAAAGGGUUUUGAGGAAGUUCACUACACUUCCGGGAUGGCUGAAACGAGGGCUGUGGAAGAGGUACAUGUAAAUCUCAGAAGCCAUUUUCAAGUCAGUAUACUGCCAAAUAAUAGACGAGAAAUAUCACAUUCAACUGAACUUCCUGCAGAAAUUAAGGAUUGGGAUAAAGAACACGUGAGAGACUGGAUUCUCACAUUAACGGAUGUGGAUAAUGAAAAUGCAAAGAUUCUGUAUGAGCAGGACAUUAAUGGACCAAGUCUUCUAUUACUGGAGACAUCUGAGAUUAAGGAUAUAGGCAUUAAGCUGGGACCAGCAAAACUGAUUAUUCACCAUAGAGAUGAACUGAAGGCUCACCAGUUGAAGAACUCAGGAAGCUUGUCUUGUACUUCAUGUAAGCCCUAUCCGUUUAAUCGAUUCCAUGCUGCCUACAGAUACAAGGAAAACAGUAUACUUGAUGUAAUAGAAACAGGUGCUCUAAAUUUCAUAGAACCAUGUCACGAGUACAAAGCAUUUAUUAAUUUCCAAAAUGUGACAACAGAGGAAAAGCUCAAAAAGUUCACAGAUGAAGUCAUUAGAUUUGCUUGUGCUUGCAUGAACAGUCGUACUAACGGUACAAUUCAUUUUGGAGUUGGUGAUUUACCAGAGUUCAGUCAUGGACAAAUUUUAGGUGCUAGUGUCGAAGACAAAGAAACAUUUGCUAAGAAACUAGCAGAAGUGAUUAAGGUGCGGUUUGAACAUAAGCACACUGAUGUGGCAAAAAAAUGUAUUAAACCACCAAGGUUUGUUGAGGUUCUUGAAGCAGAUAUGACAUUCUCAGGAAAAUAUGUCAUAGAAGUAGAUGUUGAACCAUCCUACUUGGUUUGUAAAGACAGCUUCUUUCACAUCUACAAUUUAGACUCAAGAAAAGCAAAAAGAUCUAAAAUCACAACUGAUGAGAAGGAUAGUGGUAAACUGUUUUACAUUAGAGACAACAGCAGUAGCAGAAAUCUUCUUUGCCAAACUUCCUCCCCAAAAUCCUUAGAAGAGUACAACAAGCAUGUUGAAAGUAUGGCACAUCUGUCUAAGUUGAGGAUGGAGGCUGAGGAAAAGCAUCUCACUGUUGUUAAAAGUAGUGUGCAGGGUUCUAAGCUCUGCGAGAUGCUAACAGGAGGCUCACAGUCUUUGGACAAAUCUCACUUUGAGCAAUAUGUAUUAGUCAUUAACAAAUCGCAUCCAGUUCAAAGAGAAUCUCUAGCAUUUCUUCUGGACAUGAAACUAACAGCUGUUUUGGACUUUGAUCCAGAAUCUGCUGAGACUGGCUUGAAUAAGCUAUUUGAUGAGAGAAACACAAAUGUUCAUUUGCCUAUUCAGUAUAAAAUCACGGAGCCAGUUGAGGACAUAGUAAAUAAGCUGAAGCUGACCAGAGCCACAAGCUGGGUUUUCUGUAAUGGAAGAGUAAACGGUGAACCAUCCUCUGAUGUGGAUAACUGGUUAACAGAGAAAGGUUCCUCCAUUCGCGAUGUUGUGUCAUUCCUCUGCCGAAAGGAUGUGCUGCCUCACAAAAGAUUUCUUAUUAUAUUCAUUCUGUUGAGUGAUGUUACUGACAAGCAUGAUCCUCUCCUUGAGACCUUCAGUAUGUUUUUGCAGGAGCUGCGAGGUAUAGAUCAAAUCUUAUGCAUAUGUGAACAUGAAAGAGCAUUUAAUUACUGGAAAGAUCUCACUGAAGCACGAUAUAGCAUACACAUACACAGAAGAUGCAUUUAUGAGCCCAGUUUUGCAGAGAUUAAUGGUACUGUCCUCAGUCUGUGGUCAGAAAAUCGCAAAUCAAGCAGAUUUUUGCCUGGUGUUGGUGGUAAGGUUUUGUUAACAAAGAAAAUAGAGGGCAGCUGGGAUACACUGAAUGUUCUAUGUGUAAACCAAUGUGAGGGAGGCAAUGAGGACAAACUGCAACUGGAGGAAACUUUUUACAAGGGAGGAAAGGUGUCCUGGUGGAACUUUUACUUCUCAGAGCAGGCAGGAUCAAUGCCAUUUAUCAAACGAGACAAGUUUGAAUACAUCAUUGAUACUAUUAUUCCAGAUAUGUGCUCCCUCAGUCAAGCUUGUGUUCGCUUCAACAUAUUCCAUAUUCCUGGUUGUGGAGGAACUACUCUGGCCAUGCAUGUUUUGUGGACAUUAAAAGAGAAAUUCCGCUGUGCAAUACUGAAAAACAAAGAUGUUGAUUAUGAAGAUGUAGCAAAACAGGUAGUUAACUUGUUGACCUAUGAAACAACGGAGCAGCAACCCCGACUUUCAGUGCUGCUCUUGAUAGAUGACUUUGAAGACUCUGAUGCUGUAAGUAAUCUCCAGCAGCACAUUGAAAAGGAAUGUCGGAAAAAAAAUGUAUCUGCCAAGUCUCCCCAGGUCAUUCUUCUGAACUGUAUGAGGGCUGACUCAUGGGAGCAGACUGAAGCAACUGAUGACACAGUUUUCAUCGGUAACAAACUAUCUGAGACGGAGCAAAUAUUGUUUGAGAAAAAGCUAGAAGAAAUUGAAAAGAUUUACCAAAAAAAUGCUGAAACAUUCUAUGGUUUCAUGAUCCUGAAGAAAGAUUUUUCUCCAGAGUACAUACAGGGUGUUGUGAAAAAUACACUGAAAGGCUUCAACUUUAAAAAUAAGAAUGCUCAACUAAUUGCAGUUCUAGUACUCUUGAAUUGCUAUUGCAAGAGUGCAAAGAUGUCAGUCUCUAUAUGUGAAGAAUUUCUUGGUCUGCCAACAAGGCCAGACUCAACUUCGUGCAAGGUUGAAGAUGGAUUCGGGAAGUUUUCCACACUUGUGACACGAUGCACAGCAGAGUCUAGUGUGGAGUUUCAGGCUAUGAGAGUGAUCCACUCAAGUAUGGCAGAACACUGUUUAAAAGAACUUACAACUACUUUUAAUGUAUCCCAAGCACAGAUCACUGACUUCCUACUGACAACAGAUGUGUUUUAUAGUUGCAUUCAGGGAAAGGAAAAACUCAUGCAGGACAUUCACACUAUGUUGGUGAGAAGACAUUACUCAGCUGAGAGUGUUGCAGCAGAUGCUCAAUUUUCACCACUUAUCCAAGCCAUUGCGAAGGAGACUGUAGGGUACGAGGAGAAUGUUUUGCUUAAUGCUGCCAAACGCUUUAAAAAAGAUGCGGUAAUAUCCCAGCUCCUUUCCAGGUACCACUAUCUGAAGAAAAAAGACUUUAGAGAGGCAAAAGUUUGGGCAAAGAAGGCAAAAGAUCUACAGGGGAAUAACUCCUACAUUUGUGAUACCUCUGCACAAGUAAUUAAGCAUGAGCUCCAAGAUGCCUUAAGCAAUGACAAAAAGGAUGAAAUAAAACCUGACAAAUUGAAAGAAUAUCUCCAAAUGGCUAGGUCUGCAAUAAAGGCUUUCAGAGAAACACAAGAAAUUGCUAGAAAGGAAGUUUUAAGUCGAUCUCAAACAAAAAAAGACUUUAGCCCCUAUAACACUGCUGGUCACCUUGGUGAGCUUCAAGUUGCCGUUAUGGUGAUAAAGAUACUGGAAAAAAUCCCAGUGUUUUCUUUAGACAAGCUUCGUCAUGACAUUCUGAGUCAGGUUCUCUCAGGUAAAAUAGAAUUACAAAACGUGGAGGCAAAAGACCCAUUAAGGCAAAAGAAUGCAUCCUAUUACCAUUUUCUGAAGGAAUUUCCAGACCUUCUGUAUAACCUCAAAGACAACAUGAAGAAGCACUUUGAUUUUCUUGACAAAUAUUUUGUCAACUUGAGCUUAUUUUACUCCCAAAAAGAUACCAGAGAGUUCUGGACACGAGAGAAGACCUUCACGUGCUUUCAAAAGUAUGUUAGCCUCUUUUGCAGUUCAGACACAAAGGAACUGAUGAGAAAUAAGACAUUGAACACCAUGCUCAAAAUUGAGAAAACAAGACAAUGGCUGGAAAAAAACAAAGCUGAUUCCUACAGUGGACUGCUUGAAUUUCUUUCCAAAGAAAAUUGUAAUGAAUCACCAGGAAGUACAACAGGAAAGAUUGAACAAGUCAUCAGUCAUUACAAGUUUAUCUUGUCUCACACCACUUCACCACAAAAUGACAGGCACGUCAAGGACAAGGUCAACUUCAUCUAUGCAAAUAUUGUUCUCAGUAAAAUUAGCUCUGAAUCUCGUUUUUUAAUGUCCUACAUGGAUCUUCUUAAACUUGUCAAUGAAACACUUGACUGUCGGGACCCUUUCAGUGACAGCUUAGCAUUGCAUUUUAUUGCAGUGAUGAUGCUAUGGCCUGAGACCAUCCCCAUUUUGUCAGGUGAUAAUUUGAGUGACAGGUUGGGAAGUUAUGUGUCACAGAUGAGAAAUUCUUUUUCAGAUGAAAUGAAACCAGUAUGCAAUGGCAAGAGAGCAGUUGUUCAUUUUUACCUGGGGAAGAGAACAGGUUAUGACCGUUUGAUCACUCAGAAGGACAUUGAUACAUGUGUGGGCUCACACAAGACAGGACAAUUGCAAAAUGGAAAGAUAUGGGGAAACAAGAAAGUCCAAUCUAUGCUUCGCAGAGUCACAGGAAAUGUUUCUAAAAAUGCCAUUAUGGCAGACACAUCAAAUCCAAAUGUGAAGGUUGCAGUCUCUCCAUUGUUUAAAAGUCAAUUGUGUGGAGUUUGGGGUGACAGGGUAUCAUUUUUUGUUGGAUUUUCUAUGAACGGCCCAGUUGCACUUGACAUUCAGCCUGAGUCAUAGAUUUUCUGAUUGAUUUAGUGAAGGGCUUCACACCCAGACUUUGCAAUUAAUGUUUAUAAUGACAAAAUGUCUAAACAAGUAGAUACUAACCUACAGCAAAUAGCACACUAGGUAAAAAUGUGUUCAAUGGUGUGUCCUUUCAAGUCCUUUCACCCAUCAUAUCAUCAUAAUCUUUAGCUAAAAAGACUAAUAGUCUAUUUAUUGUAGUCAAUAUCCACCACAGGUCUGUAUCCUAUGUUGUUACUAAAUAGGUUAAAGGGUGUGUAGCUGUCUAAUUACAGGACAAUUUAGACCUAUUGUGAAGCCUAGCCAAUUUAUUUAAUUUAUUUUUGCUUUGAUGUGUUCUCAAGGCUUGUGUAAUACUGCACAAAAAUACCUUGUUAGUUAGCAGAAUAUGUAGUAAUGCAUUACUGGUGGAAGAGAUUCUAUCUAGUUAUUGGUCACUAGACCAAUAACUGAAAUAUGAUGUCAUAAAAUCAGUUUUUCAGCAUGGUUUUAUCCUGCAAAGUUUUUAUGCCCUAAACAAUUUAAUUUCUUUUUUUUUAUUAUUAUUUUUUUAAAAUAAAACUUUUAUUCCUUUUUUUGUCUUUUGUUAAUUGUGGUGGUCUCAAAUGUUCCAUUUUGUGCUCAUGUGUCCUCUCUUUCACUAUCAAAUAUAUAUA